AGGGCUUUCUGGAUGCGAGGCAGGGAGGGAGCGCCAGCGACUGUACCUUACGUGAGGAGGGAUGUAGCAGCUGGACCAUUGUGAUGGAUAGAACUCGCAUCCAACACCAAAGAUGGCAAAUACAUCAAAUCAUUGGGGUUUCUUUUUAACGGAAUAACAUCUUCGCAGACCCCCAGGCAACUUAACAGUAGACAUAAGAGUGUUCUUCUAAGCAGUGGCGGCCUGACGUGACAGACAGACAGACAGACAGACUGCCCACGUCUGACCCAGGAUGGGCUCCACAGGAGCAGAGAGGCGCAGGCAUGCCACGCCCGCCCAGACCCCCGAGGGGAACGUCGUGGUGAGCUUCAGCUUUGAGAGCUACCAGCUGGAGGAGGAGGAGUGCCAGGCCAAGGACGCCCCAGACAAAGGCGUCCUGACCCUGACCGAGCCGGUCUUUGAGGAACCUGUACCUGAUGACCGGUAUCAUGGGAUAUACUUUGCCAUGCUGCUUGCUGGAGUGGGAUUCCUGCUGCCUUACAAUAGCUUCAUCACUGAUGUUGACUAUCUACAUCAUAAAUUCCCAGGAAUGUCCAUCGUGUUUGACAUGAGCCUCACCUACAUCCUGGUGGCCCUGGUGGCAGUGGUCCUCAACAAUGCUCUGGUGGAGAUGCUUAGCCUGCACACCCGCAUCACUACAGGCUACCUCUUUGCCUUGGGGCCUUUGAUGUUCGUCGGCAUCUUUGACGUGUGGCUGGAGCGGUUCACCACCAAGCAGGCAUAUGUCAUCAACUUGGUGGCAGUGGGGGUCGUGGCUUUCGGAUGUACAGUCCAGCAGUCCAGUUUCUAUGGUUACAUGGGGAUGCUUCCGAAGAGAUACACACAAGGAGUGAUGACCGGAGAGAGUACAGCAGGCGUGAUAAUAUCGCUGAGCCGCAUCUUCACCAAGCUGCUGAUCAAGAACGAGAGGAAGAACACCAUCAUCUUCUUCCUCAUCUCCAUCGGCAUGGAGCUCAUGUGCUUCGUGCUCCAUCUGCUUGUGCGCCGGACGCGUUUCGUACAAUACUACACCAACUGUGUCCGCCAGGGCCUGGCUGAGGUCAAGGGUCAUGGGGACUCUGGCACUGGAUACCGAGUCCACCAUGACGUCGUCACAGAGGAAGAUAAUGGUGCCGUGGGUGGUUCCCCCACUGACGGUGCAAUGGAGCCCGAAUUUGCAGGCAGUGGCACAUACAUGAGAUUUGAUGUUCCCAAGCCAAAAAUAAAGAAGAGCUGGCCCAGCAUAAAAGACAUGAUCCUGCACCGCUACGUGGUCUCCCGGGUGAUCUGGACCUACAUGCUGGCGAUUGCGGUCACCUACUUCAUAACACUGUGCCUGUUCCCGGGGCUGGAGUCGGAGAUCCAUAACGAUAUGCUGGGUGACUGGCUACCCAUUCUGGUCAUGGCCAUCUUUAACAUGUCAGACUUUGUGGGGAAAAUCCUGGCAGCUCUGCCCUAUGAGUGGAAGGGCGGCCGGCUGUUACUGGUCUCCUGCGUGAGGGUGGUCUUCAUCCCGCUCUUCAUCAUGUGCGUGUACCCGGUGCAGAGGCCGACGCUCAGCCACCCUGCCUGGCCCUGCAUCUUCUCCCUCCUCAUGGGCAUCAGCAACGGCUACUUCGGCAGCGUUCCCAUGAUUCAGGCAGCGGGAAAGGUGGCUCCAGAGCAGAGGGAACUCGCAGGUAACACAAUGACUGUGUCCUACAUGACAGGACUGAUGUUGGGUUCGGCAGUCGCAUAUUUUGCCUACAACUUCAGCGCCAAGGGUUCCAGCCCCAACUUAGAAAUGCCUCACAACUUCACUACCUCGGGGUACUGAAUGUGACAGCCAGCCCGCCAGCGCCCUCCAGUGUCGAUGCCAAUGAAGUGCGUACCCCAUGGCUUUCAACAAUUUCACAGCGGCUGCGUAUCCGACGAAAAGCCAGCCAACAUCCAAAAAUGUGAA
This is a messenger RNA of Megalops cyprinoides (Indo-Pacific tarpon), 1960 nucleotides long. It is a transcript of the gene slc29a4, whose product is annotated as solute carrier family 29 member 4. Gene Ontology annotation, molecular function: monoamine transmembrane transporter activity; nucleoside transmembrane transporter activity. The transcript is spliced from 11 exons. NCBI's taxonomy places the organism in Eukaryota, Metazoa, Chordata, Actinopteri, Elopiformes, Megalopidae. The coding region runs from base 272 to 1834 and encodes 520 amino acids. Gene Ontology annotation, cellular component: plasma membrane. Gene Ontology annotation, biological process: nucleoside transmembrane transport. The record is from RefSeq and is a predicted model, not a curated record.